AUCAGAUCAGGAGCUUCGGUUGGUAGAGAUCCAGAAGUCUCGUUCAUUUUCCCAUUAUCUCCGCUCAUUCCAGUUUACUUUCUCAUAAUUAACAUUCUCAGCCAUGUCUGCUUCCUUUAGAACAAUUGCCCCGUUUCUACGGACGGCACGGUACGCCCUCCGAAGGCCAGCCAACCCUCUCGUCUCGCUGCAACGCCAGAGCCCGUCACCUGUCCUCAACCUCGCCCGGACGUACGCUGUCUUCGAGAGGACCAAGCCGCACGUUAAUAUUGGCACAAUUGGUCACGUCGAUCAUGGCAAGACCACACUGUCAGCAGCCAUUACUAAGAGGCAGUCGGAGAGAGGAAUGGGAAACUUCCUUGACUACAGCUCCAUUGACAAGGCCCCCGAGGAGCGGAGGCGUGGCAUUACCAUCGCGACUUCGCAUCUUGAGUACUCGACCGAGAAGAGGCACUACUCCCACGUCGACUGCCCCGGUCACGCCGACUACAUCAAGAACAUGAUCACGGGUGCCGCCAACAUGGACGGCGCCAUCAUCGUCGUUGCCGCCUCGGACGGACAGAUGCCCCAGACCCGAGAGCACCUGCUGCUCGCCCGGCAGGUCGGCGUCCAGCGCAUCGUCGUCUUCGUCAACAAGGUCGAUGCCAUCGACGACCCGGAAAUGCUGGAGCUCGUCGAGAUGGAGAUGCGCGAGCUCCUCAACACGUACGGCUUCGACGGCGAUGAGACUCCCGUCAUCAUGGGUUCGGCACUCUGCGCUCUCGAUGGGAAGCGGCCCGAGAUCGGCGAGCAGAAGAUCGAUGAGCUCAUGAACGCCGUUGAUGAGUGGAUCCCGACCCCCGUGCGUGACAUGGAGAAGCCCUUCCUCAUGUCUGUCGAGGACGUCUUCUCGAUUGCCGGCCGUGGAACUGUCGCGUCUGGCCGCGUUGAGCGCGGUGUCUUGAAGAGGGAUUCCGAAGUGGAGCUUGUUGGCAAGGGCACCGAGGUCAUCAAGACGAAGGUCACCGAUAUCGAGACCUUCAAGAAGUCGUGCGAGGAGUCCCGCGCCGGUGACAACUCCGGUUUGUUGCUCCGGGGUGUCCGCCGUGAGGAUGUCAGGCGAGGCAUGGUGAUCGUCGCGCCCGGCACCGUCAAGUCCCACACUCAGUUCCUCGUCUCGCUCUACGUCCUCACAAAGGAGGAGGGUGGACGGCACACUGGAUUCCACGAGAACUACCGACCGCAGAUGUAUGUCCGAACCGCCGAUGAGAACGUCGCCCUGUUCUUCCCCGAGGGCACCGAGGACGCAUCUUCCAAGAUGGUCAUGCCCGGAGACAACGUCGAGAUGGUGGCCACUCUCCACCAGCCUGUUGCCGUCGAGGCGGGCCAGCGGGUCAACAUCCGCGAGGGCGGCCGGACUGUCGCAACCGGCCUCGUUACUCGCAUCCUCAAGUAAAUGGGUCUGUCCGUUGAUACAGAAGCUGGUUCCUGGUGAGCUGAUGCAGGAGGUAUCGCUCGGAUAUUGGGGGGUCUACGGAUUGGGCAGGUCGUACGGAGUUCCCAAAGUCAUAAAACUGUACAAUUGUAAGAUAAUGAUGUGUACGAGACCCCUGCGUCGGGCACCUGUAUAUUGGGGCUGGGCUUCUGCAUCUCCACUCUUGUUCCUCUUGGCUUUUGUCGUGUAGUUAUAGACAAAAGAUAGGGCAAAUAUUAGAGGCUCCAAAAUGCAGGCUGUUGUUCACAAGGGUACCUAUUUCAUCGAGGCGUGUCUCCCAGGCUCCUCCAUAUGGGCAUAAUCAGCUUGACGGGAUGAAGAUGGCUUAGGGGAUAACCAUCCCGACGAAGAGUAGAAUAAUUAUAGGAGCUUGGGCGCUCCGACAUCAUGAAUUCCAC
Molecule: messenger RNA, 1872 nt
Organism: Phialemonium atrogriseum
Lineage: Eukaryota; Fungi; Ascomycota; Sordariomycetes; Cephalothecales; Cephalothecaceae
Product: elongation factor Tu GTP binding domain-containing protein
Exons: 3
Coding region: 104-1435 (443 amino acids)
Biological process (GO): mitochondrial translational elongation
Cellular component (GO): mitochondrion
Molecular function (GO): GTP binding; GTPase activity; translation elongation factor activity
Source: RefSeq, a predicted model, not a curated record